Molecule: messenger RNA, 2190 nt
Organism: Aureobasidium melanogenum CBS 110374
Lineage: Eukaryota; Fungi; Ascomycota; Dothideomycetes; Dothideales; Saccotheciaceae
Exons: 2
Coding region: 1-2190 (729 amino acids)
Biological process (GO): regulation of DNA-templated transcription; DNA-templated transcription
Cellular component (GO): nucleus
Molecular function (GO): transcription cis-regulatory region binding; DNA-binding transcription factor activity, RNA polymerase II-specific; zinc ion binding
Source: RefSeq, a predicted model, not a curated record
AUGGCAUGGCCAGGCGGUGCUGACUUCUCGGGUCUCCAUCAAUCACCGACAUCGACACCGUUCAGUGAGGGCGUGCCGCAGCCGCUGCACCAGGUCCAACAGCAGCAACAACAGCAACAGCAACAGCAGCUCACACCCGCAUCAUCGACGACAGCAGGCCCGCCGAGGAAGAGGAAGAAGAGCGAGAUCCAAGAUGACCACAGUCCGCAGGCAGACGCAUCAGCAGGCCUGGCAAAGGCGCAUCCUGUGAAGCGCGCAUGUAACCAGUGUCGACAGCAGAAGCUACGAUGCAACAUCCAGACUAAACCAGAGUUCCAGCCGUGCGGAAGAUGCAUCAAGCACAACUUGACCUGCGCCAUCGACCCAGGCUUCAAGCGACAGGAGAAGCGACAGCGCCAUGCCGAGAUGGAGCGUGAGCUCGAGACGCUCAAGACCGAGAACGCAAACCUGCGCCUGCUUAUCACACGAGGAGGCAUGUCCAAUGGGUCAGACUCUACGCAAUCUGCCACUUUCCCGCCGCAACCACCCUACGCGACUGCGAACAAUCCCUUCCCUGGUCCCAACGAAGCAGCCGCUUCACGAUCAUUACUCGACCUGGCACAAGGCGGCAUCGACUACCCAGCACGCGAGCCAACGCUACACACGCUAGGAAGAGUGACUCUGACCGAGAACGAAGUCAUGGAUCUUGUCGGAAUCUACUUUGCGCGCUAUCAUCCUUAUCUCCCCUUGCUGUCUCCCGACACGCCCUACACAUCCUUCUUUGCAGUGUCUCCUCUAUUGCAUUGGACUAUCCUCACAAUCGCCAUGCGCCGCUAUGAAGGCCGCCCUGGUCUCUUGCAAGAGCUCCGUCGUUCCUACACAGACCUGAUGUGGUCUACAAUUGCCUCGGACCCGCAAUCCUACCACAUUGUCAAGGCCUUGGUUCUCAUUUGCACAUGGCCCAUGCCCAGCAGCUCAACAUCUCAUGACCCCAGCAUGAUGCUCUGUGGAACCAUGGUUCAACUCGCUAUGCAGUUUGGUCUGCACCGUCCUUCGCAUGCCCAAGACUUUUCACGCAAUCGCAUCGAGUUGCGUGAAGAGGAUAUUCAGGACCGCAUGCAUACUUGGGUUGCUGUGAACUUGAUAGCACAAAACACAUCCACUGGUUAUGGCAUGCCUCAAAUCUCGCGCUGGAACUGGUACACCCACGGCUUGCAUCUCGAUCGCAUCUCUGGCGCCUUCCGCAAUCGCAUCCAGAUCGAGAGAUUUGUCGACAAGGUUACACGCACAUGCUACAUCAUGCAACGAGACGAGUUUGUUGCUGGCGAUGAAGCUCAACGCUUCCUGCUUAUCGAUACUCUUGGAAGAGAGUACGAAGAGCUCGAGACAUCAUUACGUGCGAACCACGCCUCUCACAUCGAUCUACUCCACGCGCAAAUUGCAUGUCUCCAUCUUCGCCUGACCGCCUUCUUUGGCUCUCCUUCGGCUCCGACGUACAAGUCUGAUCUUGCAACAUUGUACAUCGCUGCGACAACAGUGCUCAAGUCUUUCUUGGCUCUCCCCCCCAACGUUGGAGUGCAUACUCCUGGCGGCGAGCACCUUUCAGGACCUUACCAAUGCUUCGCGACCAACUACAUGAUGCAAAUGCUCUUGGCAGCAGGCUUCACCCUAAUGAAAUUGCUCAACUCCUUCUUCGCCAACAAAGUCGAUGUGACCAGUGGAAGAACACUAUUCCUGCAAACCGUUGCCGCUCUCCGCAACCUCUCAGUCGCACCCAACGACCUCCCCCUCCGCCUCGCAGAAGUCCUCGCUCAACUCUGGCAAGCAAACGGCGGUGGCUCAACCAACAAACUCUACCCCGACUCGCCAAACUUCAUCCAAGAUCCCGAACAAUCCCUCCAACUCAAAGUCCGCUGCAGAAUGAGCAUGAGUCUGCUCUACGAUAGUGUAUGGAGAUGGAAAGACCAUGUCGGCGCUGGCGCAUCCAAGAACCUCGAUCGCGCUAUUCAGCAUCCUACUAUUCCUACUGCUAUUCCUAAUGCAGAGACUAGUGAUGCGCUGCCGCCGUCUACCAUGGCCCCUGACCAAGACUUGACACUCAGCGGUCUGGAGAAUUGGGAGAAUCUGAAUUUCGCGGCUAAUGCGCCGUUUGAUUCUUUGGGAUGGGCAUUGGAUGGGUUCUUGGAUAUGCCUGAAGGCUUCAUGGCUUAG